AUGGCCUAUAGAAGGCAUUUGGGUUCAUGGGCGGAUGUGGGUUGGAAAGACCCGCCUCAUGUUCCGCAGUGGGUCUACACGAACGGCAGAUGGAAGGACAUAGCGAUACAGUGUCAGAAUGGGAAUUUAUCGACAGAGCCAGAGGAUAUUGCUUCAAAGGCAGUUAGGAAAGCAAGUCUAAAUUUCUGUACCCAAAUUCAUAGGGUUGUAAGGAAGCUUUGUGGUUCAAUUUCAGAGAGCCUUGGGCUCCCAGAAAACUACAUUGAACAAGAAUUUACAGACUACUCGCAGAUUAUGGUGUGCAACUACCAUCCGAAAUGUCCAGAGCCUGAGUCCACUCUUGGUGUAGGGAGUCACACAGACCCAGGUUGGAUAACAGCAUUGAUGCAGGAUGACGUCACAGAUUUACAGGUCCCCUAUGAAGACCGCUGGGUCACAGUCAAGCCUAUUCCCCAUGUUAGUGUAAUCAAUCUGGGUGAUGUACUACAGAUACUGAGCAAUGGGCUAUACAAGAGCGUAGAGCACAGGGCGACUGUUAAUGGAAGUGCGGAUAGGAUAUCUGUGGUGACAACUUAUGGCCCAUCUCUGAACACCAUUAUCAGGCCUGCUCCUGAACUGCUGCUGAAGGGUUGUCAGCCUGCUUAUGGUGAAGUAGUUUAUAAAGAAUACAUGGAGAUGAUUCUAAGCGGGUCACUUGAAGACAAACAUUUGUUGGAUUUCCAUCGCCUGGAAAUACAAUGA
Cryptomeria japonica (Japanese cedar) is the source of this 741-nucleotide messenger RNA. RefSeq names its product protein DMR6-LIKE OXYGENASE 1-like. The transcript has 4 exons. The record is from RefSeq and is a predicted model, not a curated record. Lineage: Eukaryota; Viridiplantae; Streptophyta; Pinopsida; Cupressales; Cupressaceae. Bases 1 to 741 code for a protein of 246 amino acids.